Messenger RNA from Podarcis raffonei (Aeolian wall lizard), 7212 nucleotides. RefSeq names its product mucin 17, cell surface associated (gene MUC17). Lineage: Eukaryota; Metazoa; Chordata; Lepidosauria; Squamata; Lacertidae. The transcript has 27 exons. The record is from RefSeq and is a predicted model, not a curated record. The coding region runs from base 238 to 6963 and encodes 2241 amino acids.
AUUUCUACAAUUUUGAAAACAACACCUUCUGCUUAUACUACUACGAAAAUAUCCACCACUUCUGAAACUCCAACCACAACUAGUGAGACUACAGCACCUACUCCAUCCAGAACCACGUCUAUAUCCAGUCUGGAGCCUUCUGAGACAACUGCACCCAGCCUAUCCACAAGAACAAAGACACCCACUGAGCAUGUGAAGCAGACUACCUCAGAAGGGACCUCAUCUGAGUACACAGUGAUGUCUAGUUCUUCCACCACUGAACAACCAUCCACAACAGAGGUGUCUUCUCAGAUAACAUUGUCAGUCCCCUCUGGUGAGUUGACUUCCGAAACUACAACCACAACGAGUGAGACUACAGCACCUAUUGCAUCUAAGACCCCUUCUACAUCCAGUCCUGAGCCUUCUGAGACAACUGCACCUACUUUGUCUUCAAGCACAAACACACCCACUGAGCAUGUGGAGCAGACUACACCACAAGGCACCUCAUCUGAGUACACAGUGAUGCCUAGUUCUUCCACCACUGAGGAACCACCCACAACACAGCUGUUUUCUCAGUCAACAUUCGCUACCUCCUCCAUUGAGGUGACCUCUGAAACUCCAACCACAACUAGUGAGACCACAACACCUACUCCCUCCAAGACCCCUUUCACCUCCAGUCCUGAGCCUUCUGAGACAUCUGCACCCAGCCUAUCAUCAAGCUCAAACCCACCCACUGAGCACAUGAAGCAGACUACCUCAGAAGGGACCUCAUCUGAGUACACAGUGAUGUCUAGUUCUUCCACCACUGAACAACCAUCCACACUAGAGAUGUCUUCUCAGAUAACAUUCUCUGCCUCCUCCAUGGAGGUGACUUCUGAAACUCCAACCACAACUAGUGAGACUACAUCACCUACUCCAUCCAAGACCCCUUCUAUGUCUAGUCCUGAGGCUUCUGAGACAACUGCACCUUUCCUGUCUUCAAGCACAAACACACCCACUGAGCACGUGGAGCAGACUACAUCCCAAGGGACCUCAUCUGAGUACACAGUGAUUUCUAGUUCUUCCACCACUGAGCAACCAUCCACAAAACAGCUGUCUUCUCAGUCAACAUUGUCUGUCUCCUCCAGUGAGUUGACCUCUGAAACUACAAGCACGACUAGUGAGAGUACAACACGUACUCCUUCUAUGACUCCCUUUACUUCUCGUUCUGAGCCUUCUGAGACAACUGCAGCCAUCCUAUCUGCUAGCACCAACACCACCCGUACACCAGAACAGAGCUCACCACUGCUUACAGCUUCCACAGCCUAUCAUGGAUCUGCUAGCACUGAAAUUGCCACUAGUGGAACAUCUCAUUCAUCGACAUCCCUUGAAACAAGUGGAGAGACUUUCACCACUACUGUAGCUCAAAGCACUUCCAAUACAACAUUAUCAUCUGCAUCCAUCGCUGAGUCCAUAACCACACACUCUACUACUAGCAUAUCAGAAAUGACCCCAACACUGUUGCCCACUACAUCAACGCCUUUUGCUUAUACUACUAUGAAACUAUCCACCGCUGAGGCAUCUUCACCUUCCACCACUACUCAUGGACGCACAUCGACUAAUUCACAGCUUACAACUUCAUCUGAGGUGUCUUCUCAGAUAACAUUCUCUGCCUCCUCCAUGGAGGUGACUUCUGAAACUCCAACCACGACUAGCGAGACUACAACACCUACUCCUUCUAUGACUCCCUUUACUUCUCGUUCUGAGCCUUCUGAGACAACUGCAGCCAUCCUAUCUGCUAGCACCAACACCACCCGUACACCAGAACAGAGCUCACCACUGCUUAGAACUUCCACAGCCUAUCAUGGAUCUCCUAGCACUGAAAUUGCCACUAGUGGAACAUCUCAUUCAUCGACAUCCCUUGAAACAAGUGGAGAGACUUUCACCACUACUGUAGCUCAAAGCACUUCCAAUACAACAUUAUCAUCUGCAUCCAUCGCUGAGUCCAUAACCACACACUCUACUACUAGCAUAUCAGAAAUGACCCCAACACUGUUGCCCACUACGUCAACGCCUUUUGCUUAUACUACUAUGAAACUAUCCACCGCUGAGGCAUCUUCACCUUCCACCACUACUCAUGGACGCACAUCGACUAAUUCACAGCUUACAACUUCAUCUGCUUCUUCCACCACAGUUGUCCCUCUCGGGUGCCUUAAUGGAGGAGUGCUUGAUGAAGGUCAUUGUCACUGUCCGUCUCCCUAUACUGGGCAGCGAUGUGAAGAGGCAAAGAAUGAAAUCCAAGUGGUGACUGUUGUGGCCACAAUCAAUGUCUCUGUAGCAGUGAAGAAUCGGAAGUUCAGCCCAGAGAUGGCGAAUUCCAGCUCUUCUGUCUUCAAGACAUUCGUGAAGAUCUUUGAGGAACAGAUGGACAUCCUCUAUGCGGACAUUCCUGGGUACACGGGUGUAAAGGUGAUUCGGCUGAGCAAUGGUAGUGUUAUCGUGGACCACGAGGUGCUCCUGCAGCUUCACUUCUCAGACUUCAAUGCUUCUUACAAUGCUUCCAUGAAGAACCUCACACAGACCUUGCAAAAGAAUUGCACUUCCAAUGACAAAGAUAAGCUCUGCUUUACUGAAGGAGCAUCUCAUGUGACUGCAGUGCCCCUGAGUCCUAAAGAUCUGUCGGACGAAUGCAAGAAUGCCUCAGUGGUGGCACAAAACCUCCAGCCAUAUUAUGUGGCACGGGUCAUCAACAACACACUUCAUUGUGUCUCUAAUUGCAGUGCUUGGAACCCCCACCCAUUCCACUGUGGGAAUGGAAAGUGCCACAUCACCUCUGAGGGGCCCAAAUGCCAGGAGAUGCCAAGCACAACAAGUGAAACAUCCAUUUCUACAAUUUUGAAAACAACACCUUCUGCUUAUACUACGACGAAAAUAUCCACCACUUCUGAAACUCCAACCACAACUAGUGAGACUACAGCACCUACUCCAUCCAGAACCACUUCUAUAUCCAGUCCUGAGCCUUCUGAGACAACUGCACCCAGCCUAUCCACAAGCACAAACACACCCACUGAGCAUGUGAAGCAGACUACCUCAGAAGGGACCUCAUCUGAGUACACAGUGAUGUCUAGUUCUUCCACCACUGAACAACCAUCCACAACAGAGGUGUCUUCUCAGAUAACAUUGUCAGUCCCCUCUGGUGAGUUGACUUCAGAAACUACAACCACAACGAGUGAGACUACAGCACCUAUUGCAUCUAAGACCCCUUCUACAUCCAGUCCUGAGGCUUCUGAGACAACUGCACCUACUAUGUCUUCAAGCACAAACACACCCACUGAGCACGUGGAGCAGACUACACCACAAGAAACCUCAUCUGAGUACACAGUGAUGCCUAGUUCUUCCACCACUGAGGAACCACCCACAACACAGCUGUUUUCUCAGUCAACAUUCGCUACCUCCUCCAGUGAAGUGACUUCUGAAACUCCAACCACAACUAGUGAGACCACAACACCUACUCCCUCCAAGACCCCUUCUACAUCCAGUCCUGAGCCUUCUGAGACAACUGCAUCCAGCCUAUCUUCAAGCACAAAUACACAAACUGAGCAUGUGAAACAGACUACACCGCAAAGCACCUCAUCUGAGUACACAGUGAUGUCUAGUUCUUCCACCACUGAACAACCAUAUACAACAGAGGUGUCUUCUCAGAUAACAUUCUCUGCCUCCUCCAGUGAGGUGACUUCUGAAACUCCAAGCACAACUAAUGAGACGACAUCACCUACUCCAUCCAAGACCCCUUCUAUAUCUAGUCCUGAGCCUUCAGAGACAACUGCACCCAGCCUAUCUUCAAGCACACUCACUGAGCACAUGAAGCAGACUACACCACAAGGGACCUCACCUGAGUACACAGUGAUGUCUAGUUCUUCCACCACUGAACAACCAUCCACAAGAGAGGUGUCUUCUCAGAUAACAUUGUCAGUGAUGUCUAUCUCUGCCUCCUCCAUGGAGGUGACUUCUGAAACUACAACCACAACCAGUGAGACUACAGCACCUAUUCCAUCUAAGACCCCUUCUACAUCCAGUCCUGAGCAUUCGGAGACAACUGCAACCACCCUAUCUUCAAGCACAAAUACACAAACUGAGCAUGUGAAACAGACUACACCGCAAGGCACCUCAUCUGAGUACACAGUGAUGUCUAGUUUUUCCACCACUGAACAACCAUCCACACUAGAGAUGUCUUCUCAGAUAACAUUCUCUGCCUCCUCCAUGGAGGUGACUUCUGAAACUCCAACCACAACUAGUGAGACUACAGCACCUAUUCCUUCCAUGACUCCUUUUACUUCCAGUCCUGAGGCUUCUGAGACAACUGCACCUUUCCUGUCUUCAAGCACAAACACACCCACUGAGCACGUGGAGCAGACUACACCCCAAGGAACCUCAUCUGAGUACACAGUGAUGUCUAGUUCUUCCACCACUGAGCAACCAUCCACAAAACAGCUGUCUUCUCAGUCAACGUUGUCUGUCUCCUCCAGUGAGUUGACCUCUGAAACUACAAGCACGACUAGCGAGACUACAACACGUACUCCUUCCAUGACUCCCUUUACUUCUCGUUCUGAGCCUUCUGAGACAACUGCAGCCAUCCUAUCUGCUAGCACCAACACCACCCGUACACCAGAACAGAGCUCACCACUGCUUACAACUUCCACAGCCUAUCAUGGAUCUCCUAGCACUGAAAUUGCCACUAGUGGAACAUCUCAUUCAUCGACAUCCCUUGAAACAAGUGGAGAGACUUUCACCACUAUUGUAGCUCAAAGCACUUCCAAUACAACAUUAUCAUCUGCAUCCAUCGCUGAGUCCAUAACCACACACUCUACUACUAGCAUAUCAGAAAUGACCCCAACACUGUUGCCCACUACAUCAACACCUUUUGCUUAUACUACUAUGAAACUAUCCACCGCUGAGGCAUCUUCACCUUCCACCACUACUCAUGGACGCACAUCGACUAAUUCACAGCUUACAACUUCAUCUGCUUCUUCCACCACAGUUGUCCCUCUCGGGUGCCUUAAUGGAGGAGUGCUUGAUGAAGGUCAUUGUCACUGUCCGUCUCCCUAUACUGGGCAGCGAUGUGAACAGGCAAAGAAUGAAAUCCAAGUGGUGACUGUUGUGGCCACAAUCAAUGUCUCUGUAACAGUGAAGAAUCGGAAGUUCAGCCCAGAGAUGGCAAAUUCCAGCUCUUCUGUCUUCAAGACAUUCGUGAAGAUCUUUGAGGAACAGAUGGACAUCCUCUAUGCGGACAUUCCUGGGUACACGGGUGUAAAGGUGAUUCGGCUGAGCAAUGGUAGUGUUAUCGUGGACCACGAGGUGCUCCUGCAGCUUCACUUCUCAGACUUCAAUGCUUCUUACAAUGCUUCCAUGAAGAACCUCACACAGACCUUGCAAAAGAAUUGCACUUCCAAUGACAAAGAUAAGCUGUGCUUUACUGAAGGAGCAUCUCGUGUGACUGCAGUGCCCCUGAGUCCUAAAGAUCUGUCGGACGAAUGCAAGAAUGCCUCAGUGGUGGCACAAAACCUCCAGCCAUAUUAUGUGGCACGGGUCAUCAACAACACACUUCAUUGUGUCUCUAAUUGCAGUGCUUGGAACCCCCACCCAUUCCACUGUGUGAAUGGAAAGUGCCACAUCACCUCUGAGGGGCCCAAAUGCCAGGAGAUGCCAAGCACAACAAGUGAAACAUCCAUUUCUACAAAUUUGAAAACAACACCAUCUACUUAUGCAACUUCAACACCUUCUGCUAAUGCAACUACAACACCCUCUGCUUAUACUAGUAGAAAAAUAACCACCACAAAGACAUCUUCCCCUUCCACCACUACUCGUGGACACACAUUGACUCAUUCACAGAUUACAAGCUCCUCUGCUCCUUCCACCACAGCUGUCCCUCUUAAGUGCCUUAAUGGAGGAGUGCUUGUCGGGGGUCGUUGUCACUGCCCAUCUCCCUAUACUGGGCGACGUUGCGAAGAGGCAGAGAAUGAAGUCCAAGUGGUGACUGUUGUGGCCACAAUCAAUGUCUCUGUAACAGUGAAGAAUCGGCAGUUCAGCCCAGAAAUGGCGAUUUACAACUCGUCUGCCUUCAAUUCAUUCGUGAAGAUCUUUGUGGAACAGAUGGACAUCCUCUAUGCGGACAUUCCUGGGUACACGGGUGUAAAGGUGAUUCGGCUGAGCAAUGGUAGUGUUAUCGUGGACCACGAGGUGCUCCUGCAGCUUCACUUCUCAGACUUCAAUGCUUCCUACGAUGAAUCUGUGAAGGACCUCAAACAGACCCUGGAAAAAAAUUGCACUUCCAAUGACAACGAUUCGCUUUGGUUUACUGGAGAGCGCUAUGUGACUGCAGUGCCCCUGAGCCCCGAAGAUCUGUCAACGGAAUGCAAGAACACCUCUGUGGUGGCACAAAACAUCCAGCAAUUUUAUGUGGCACGAAACAUCAGUGGCAGCCUCCAGUGCGUCUCUAACUGCAGCGUUUGGCACCCCGACCCCUUCAGCUGUGUGAACGGAAACUGCUAUGUCACCCCUGAGGGGCCCAGUUGCUACUGUGAGCAGUCGGACUCCUACUGGUUCGUGGGCCGGCGCUGUGAGCAGGGCAUCAGCAAGGUGGGGGUGGCCCUGGGGGUGGCCCUGGGCCUGGCGGUGCUGCUGCUGAUCAUCCUGGUCUUGGUCGUGCUUCUCUGCUGGAGGCGCUGUUGCCCGAGGGAGAAAGGACACAGGCUGACGCACUUGCCUCCCGAUGAAGAGAGGUGGUACGAAAAUGAGCCCGAGUGGGUGGCCCGCCCUGAAGGCCUCGAUCCGAGUGCCCCAGCAAUGGAAAGCAGCAGCGCUGCAGCAGGUGAAGACCCUUACAGCAGCAUGAGCAGCGAGCAAGACAGCUCCACCGCAGACCAGGGCUCCUUCCAGCCCCGCCUGGACAAAGUGGACACCUCCCUGCCGAGACGGAUCGCUCGGCCCCAGUUGAAGCGGCCAUGAAGAAGCCUGGAAACGGGGCCACAGGAAGGACGCUGGGUCUGGCCGCACACUGGAUUUGCACAGGAUGUGUCCCCAGGGGCCCAGAUCCAGGAAGAGGCAGUGGAGCUGCAGUGACUUGCGGGGGGGCUACAGUGCUGCCUUCUUCUUGCUUACUCUUGCACUUUAGGACUGGGGUGCUGCCGCCCCCUUGAACACCAGCGCCUCCCCUUGGUGACAUUGAUAGGAGGACGUGGAGGAGGAACAGGGCCC